Anarrhichthys ocellatus (wolf-eel) is the source of this 2653-nucleotide messenger RNA. RefSeq names its product protein boule-like. Lineage: Eukaryota; Metazoa; Chordata; Actinopteri; Perciformes; Anarhichadidae. The record is from RefSeq and is a predicted model, not a curated record. Gene Ontology annotation, biological process: positive regulation of translational initiation; 3'-UTR-mediated mRNA stabilization. Bases 1 to 1047 code for a protein of 348 amino acids. The transcript has 10 exons. Gene Ontology annotation, molecular function: translation activator activity; mRNA 3'-UTR binding. Gene Ontology annotation, cellular component: cytoplasm.
AUGAAUGUUGCCAUGGAAGCGGAGAUGAAUGUUGUCAUGGAAGCAGAUAACCGGCACGAGUUCACAUCCAGCUGUCCAUCCCAGAACAGCAGCUGCUCCUCCAGCCCAGAAGUGUUGCCUUCAGGAACCCACGAUGACAGCCCGACCCACUACACCCGCUGCACCGGCACCUUUAUCCACCGUCCCGGCACCGUUAUCCCCAAUCGGAUCUUUGUUGGGGGAAUUGACUGCAACGUUAAUGAGAGCGACCUGCGACACGUCUUCUCUCAACAUGGUGCAGUAAAAGAGGUGAAGAUUGUGAUAGAUCGCUCAGGACUAUCAAAGGGAUAUGGCUUUGUUACAUUUGAGAGCCAAGAUGACGCUCUGAAAAUCCUUCAUGAUGCUAAUGGAAUCUGUUUUAAAGACGAGAAGCUCAACAUUGGUCAGGCUGUCCGUAGGCAGCAAGCUACAGCACAAACCAAGAGUGUCCUUGUGCCCGCCCCUGACUCUGCCAUGCUUCGGCCCAUCUCCUGUGGGACCACACCUGCAGGCUGUCCUUACAUCUACCACAACGGAGCGGCCUACUUCCACUGCCCCAACAUGCCCCAACCUCUUGCCUACCACUGGCCUGUCAGCCAUCAGCCUGUCUACCAGCAGCCAGCAUAUCACCACCACCACCAGUGUGCCCCGAACCAGUAUCAGUGGAACGUCGUCCAGUCGCCGAUGCCCCCCAGUCCAGUCGUGUACCCCCAGCCGUCAGAAUAUCUGUAUCAGCCUGCUGACGGAGGCCCCGUCCAGCCUCCUCUGCCCGUCAUGGAGGACACCACACCAGAGUUUGUUGAGCCCACGGUGCUGCAGGUUUACCCGUCGUAUCCUCCAAGAACUGACGGAAUGACCCCCAUCGUUCUGCAACACGACCCUAGAAAGAAUCUGAUGUUUCCCCCUGUGCAGGUCCACCGGAUGCCAAAGUACCGCCGGUUCAUCCACCACGAGGACUACCACUACCUGCCAGAAGCAGCAGAGCCACCAGGCGCCUCCAUGCUUCACACUCACCAACCUCUCAUGUAGGCUAAACACACGACCUCUCAUGUCCGUUUAGUCACUCUUCCUUCUCCAAUAUACUCUCUAUUGAUAUGAUCUAUCAACUGUCUACCCUGUGCCUUACAACAUAAUGCAGUGUGUGAUUUCUUAGCCAGAGACUUUGUCUGUUGCUCCUCCACCUUGUAGACUCUCAGCCCUCAGAUCUGUGUCUGUGUUGAUGCUGUAAUACAGCUGGAUGAUUGAGGUUUGCGCUACGUUGCAGUGGCUCACAUUGCAUACUGUACAUAACAGUAUUCAUAGUAAUGUCUUCACUGUAAUCGUUUUGAUAACACAAAAACUGCCGUGACUGAACAAUGUCUUGAAAUCUGAUUAUUCAGAUUUGCAGGUUUCUUAUUAUUGGAGCUCAGCUAAUGUCUUCAGCUCUUCAGAGUUAAUGAUCUGUGACGGAGUCAGGAGAUUUAAAUACUUUUUACCACAAACCUUUAAGCUGGAAUUCAAUUUUAAACCUUAAAAAUGUACAAUAUCGAAAAAAUAGUCAAACAAUUACACUUUAAAACCUGAUUAUUUCCUUACAAACAAACUCAAACUUGGCUUUAAAUCUGUGAAGAGUACGUUCAAGCUCAGGUCGACCAUCUUUCUGAUUUCACUUGAACAUAACUUGAACCCUUUUUUUACACUUUGUUUAUGUUUUGCCCUUUUCACAGCGUUAUGUUAGCUACAUGCACACAGACACGUUAUGAUGCAGCUGAGAAUAUUUCUCAUUUUACCUUUUGUUUGAGGCUCACUGAGAUGAAUGGGCAAUCUUUUAGGAUCCUCCUCUUAGGAUUUUCAUCCAUUUCUCAGUAAGAUGAUGAUGGAAAUUUGUCUGCACUAUUGUUACUAGACUAAGGCCUUUAUCAGCUCUAAUUGAUUUAUUAAUAACACUUUAGAACCAGGAGAAAGCAGCUUUAUUAUUGAAACGGUACCGAAGAAACAACGUCAUGAACACGUAAUGUAUUCUCUAUAAAACAGGCUGAUUGUGAGAGUGCAUAUUUAGCCGUUUCUGACAGCACAAUCCUUCCAUGAAUGUGUACCGGUUACUGAGCAAUUUUAUACAUCAGGAAUCAUCAUUUUAUAUUUGGAAAUAUAAAAUAGAUUAGAUUACAGAUUUGUAAUCACAGAACAUGUAUGUUAGAGGAAAAGGUUGUGUGUUACUUUUCUAGUGUUAUAAAAGUUCAUAUAGUUUAAAUGGGCUGUUUCCAAAUCUCUAACACACCUGCCCUGAAAUUCAAUAUGGAUUAUAUUGCAUUUGAAAGAUAUCUAUUUUUUAAAUAAUAUAUUUCCCUGGAUAUUUUAUUGCAAAUCUACUCAAUCCUUAUGCUGUAAUGUUCUAUGUCAUAUUUGUUCAGUUUGACGUAUUUGUGCUCAUAAUUCAGGUGAAAUGUUCAUUUUUCAGUGUGCUUUUUGUUUUAUUGUAUUACCAACUCCAUAUAUUCUGUCUUGGGAUCAAACUCCGCUAUUGACAGUGAAAUGUAUAACCAAAGAAUCUAAAAUAUGUGUGAUUUGUUUACAUAUUCUUAAAUGUGCGGUCUGUACUACUAAAUGUCACAUGACACUCACUUGUUUUGCUUUAGUUCAGUGUGUUAUAAUAAAU